Messenger RNA from Scatophagus argus, 2453 nucleotides. It is a transcript of the gene pex10, whose product is annotated as peroxisomal biogenesis factor 10. NCBI's taxonomy places the organism in Eukaryota, Metazoa, Chordata, Actinopteri, Scatophagidae. The transcript has 6 exons. The record is from RefSeq and is a predicted model, not a curated record. Gene Ontology annotation, biological process: protein import into peroxisome matrix. The coding region runs from base 376 to 1353 and encodes 325 amino acids. Gene Ontology annotation, cellular component: peroxisomal membrane. Gene Ontology annotation, molecular function: zinc ion binding.
CAUUAAACUAAAGGAAGAAGAAGAGUUCGUAGUCCAAGCGAAGAAGAAGAAGAAGAAGAGGAUUUUUUUUUAUGAUUAUUAAUAUAAGGAAUAUUAUUGUAUAUUUUGACUAUGCAGAAAUCAUGGACCGAGUAUUGCACCACAAACACAAGAUAGUAGUUAAUUAUGUUAGCACGGCUUGUUAGUAGUCCAGUGGCAUCUUGAAUGUUUGCUAGUUUGCAGGCUACACGCUAAUGUUCCAUUGGAUUGAUAACCUGCUACUGCACGGACGUGAAGACCGGAGUUUUCGGCCAGUGGACAUAAACAUUUCGCCAUGAACUGUCACUUGGUUCGUUAACGGUAGCAUCUGAAAUUGGCAGUCUAAUUUAGCUUACAAUGCCCCUGGCUCCUGCAAACCAGGCCCAGUUGAUUCGGUCCAGUCAAAAGGACGAAUACUAUCAAACGUUCCUGAGAAACAACGCCAACGAAGCUUUUCAAACGCUUGCUGGAUCCAAAUUAUGGCUGGCCUGGAGGAGAGAGAUCGAGCUGCUGUCAGACCUUGCAUACUAUGGCUUAACAACAUUCUCAGGUUACCAAACCCUGGGCGAAGAAUAUGUCAACAUCAUCCAGGUGGAUCCCAGUAAACGUCAGAUCCCAUCUUGGGCCAGACGAGGCUUCUUUGUCCUCUGUCAUGUCUUCUUUCCUUACCUCCUGGACAAGGUCCUGGUGUGUCUGGAGAACGAGCUGGACGGCGGGCAGGAGAGCCGCAGUAGCGCCAGUCGGCGGCAGACAGCGAGCGGCCUGUGGAGCCUGGAGUCUUGGCUGAGGAGAUGGGUGCACCGGGCAGUGGGACUGUUGUCGGAGCCCCGAAGGAAGGCAUGCCUGCCCGUCGUGGUUGUCCUCCAGCAGGGUCUGACCCUCCUGCACCGACUCCACGUAGCUCUUUUCUACGUCAGCGGCUCGUUCUAUCACCUGUCAAAGAGGUCGUCUGGUAUCAGCUAUCUGCGUGUGAUGGGUCCAACCAGCAAUGAUGGGACCAUCAGAAGCACCUACAGGCUGCUGGGUGCCGUGUCCCUACUCCAGCUGCUCAUCACUGUUUCCCUGCAGCUCAACAACUUCAGACAGAGACAGAGAGCCAGGCAGGAGUGGAAACUCUACCGGAACCUCAGUCCUCAGCGUACCCAGAGCUCUGGCCCCAGAGUCGCCCGCUGUAUUCUCUGCCUGGAGGAGAGGAGACACGCCACGUCCACUCCCUGUGGACACCUCUUCUGCUGGGAGUGCAUCACAGAGUGGUGCAACACCAAGGCAGAGUGCCCCCUGUGCAGGGAGAAGUUCCUGCCUCACAGACUGGUGUACCUGCGGAACUUCAGCUAGAACCACACACAGACACAUACUGCUGGUGCUUUUUAAGAGCGGUGCAUGCAGGCUUGCAUGCAACACACAGUGCUUACCAGCUGUCAGACGGACCUUUGUGCCGAUAUGCUGCAGGUUCUUCAGGAAUAAACAGAAACCUUUAUUUUCUUUAAUUCUUUUUUCAGAGUGAUUGCCUUUUGUUUGAGAAUUCUGUAUUGGAUUGUAUUAUUUGAAAUAUGUAAAUAUCACUUGUAAUUUAAUUAAAACUUUAACAGAUCUAAAUGAGUAAUUUUGAAAAAUUGGUCUGUUUUAAUUUAAUUUAUGUACAUAGUUGACUAUGACCAAUUUCUAAGUGCAUCUACUGUUGGUGGAGAGGCCAGCUAACUAAUGAGUCACCUCAGAUGAAGAGGACAGCAUCAAUGUUCACAUCCUGUUCUGUCACAAGCAUGAGCCCCUCAUCCAGAAGUAGAUGCACCAAUUCUUCCAUGUGGUGAUGUGGUGCAGUUGGUAGAAAGAAAAUAACUCUUACAUACAACUGCACACAGCAAAGCCUGUUGAUUUUCUUGAGUAACCAGGUCAUGAUUUCUGGUAAGAGAUGUUGAGUUUAUAUCGAUAUCUCCACUUCCAGUGGUAGCCAUUCCAUCACUGUACUACCUCUGGAUGUAAACCAGUGGGUGCAAAAUGUUUAUGUAUUGGACAUGAUGUGUGAAUAUACUGGGCUGCUAGCCAGCAAUGAAGCUAUAUUACAUAGACAAAAGUAUCCAGUCACACCUCUUUAUGGGGCUGUUUUCUAGGGCUUGGGCAAGAGAUAAUAGCAUUGACCCACACAGAGCCCUGACCUCAACCCCAUCCAACACCUUUGGGAUGAACUAGACUGCGAGUCAGGCACUUUUAAUAGAUAUUUGUUGAGGCUGCUCUCUGGUGAUUUAAGGUGAUGUCAAGAAAGUAGCAGGCUCUAUGAUCAUAGGCUUUUAAACUCAGCACGGCUUCACAGUAGGCACAAUAGCCGUCUUAUAUAGAAUGGGAAGUGAGCAGAGAUGUUUCAACCUGUGUUUGUUGUCAGUGUUGGUGAUCGACUGAGGAUCAUAUGAUGAUUUGGUAUGAGGAUCCUUCAUCACAAG